Salvia hispanica is the source of this 1416-nucleotide messenger RNA. Its product is annotated as beta-amyrin 6-beta-monooxygenase-like. Gene Ontology annotation, biological process: sterol metabolic process. The record is from RefSeq and is a predicted model, not a curated record. Gene Ontology annotation, molecular function: monooxygenase activity; heme binding; iron ion binding. Lineage: Eukaryota; Viridiplantae; Streptophyta; Magnoliopsida; Lamiales; Lamiaceae.
AUGGAUACCUUAAUUCCAUUUCUUCUUCCUCUCCUCCUUCUUCCUCUCUCUGUAUACCUCAUCUUUUCCAUCCGGAAAAGGGAUAAAAACCCUCCUCCAGGCUCCAUGGGUUGGCCGGUUCUCGGAGAAAACAUGGAGCUCGCCCGUAUAGGCUCACAGAAGCUAGUGAAAGAGAGAAUGCAAAAAUACUCUCGAGAUGCAUUCAAAACCUCCUUGUUUGGAGAGAAAAUAGCCGUGCUAUGCGGCGCACAAGGCAACAAGUUCAUCUUCAACAACCACUGCGAGCUCUUCGCUCCAUGGUCGCCUCCUUCAAUGGUCAAGGCCAUGUUCCCGGAUCUCGAAAGAACCAGGCAUCUAGAGCCAAAGGCCACUUUCUACAACUUCCACUACGACAUCCUCAAGCCGGACUCCUUGAAGAAGUAUGUCCCCAUGAUGGACUUAUUGUCUUAUGAACAUUUUGAAACCAAAUGGAGAGGUGCCUCAGUGGUGGAGGCUCUUCCGUUGGCGAAGAAGUACGCCCUCUCGUUGGCGUGCAGGAUAUUCAUGAACAUGGAGGGUUGGGAUCACACGGGCGAUUUCUUGAAAUCCUUUUCUCUUCUCACAAAAGGAAUCCUUUCUUUGCCGAUAAACUUGCCUGGGACGGCCCUGAACCGUGCGGUGAAAGGAGGGAGAGUGGUUCGUAAUGAGCUGAUGAGGAUCACGGAGGAGAGGAGGAGGGAGAUGAGGGAGGCCGAGAGCAAGGGAGAGGACUUGCUGUCGAAGAUGGUGGUGGAAACGAAUGAAGAUGGGGAAUACAUGAGUGAUAGCGCCAUUGCUAAUGUCUUUAUUGGGUUGCUUGUUGGAGCUGAGUAUGAAAUCUCUUCAUUGAUCACUAUUGUCAUAUAUUAUCUUGCUGAGCUUCCCCACAUUUACAAUCAGGUUUUGGAAGAACAAAUGGAGAUUGCGAAAUCGAAAGGCCCAAAUGAGCAUCUGACGAUGAAGGAUUUGGAGAAGAUGAAGUACACGUGGGACGUGGUGCGCGAGUGCUUGAGGCUAACACCGCCUUCACUAGGAGCAUUCAAAGAGAGCACUGCUGAAUUCACUUUUGCCGGUUUCACCAUUCCUAAAGGAUGGAAGGUAAUGUGGACGUCUCAUUCAUCCCACAUGAACCCUGACUACUUCCAGGAGCCGGAGAAGUUUGAUCCAUUACGGUUUGAGGGGAGUGGGCCGGAACCUUACACGUACGUACCGUUUGGAGGAGGAGCGCGUAUGUGCCCCGGGAGAAGCUAUACUAAGCUUGUAACAUUGGUGUUCACCCACAAUUUGGUGACAAGGUUUAGACUUGAAAAGGUCAUUCCAAAUGAAAAGAUGUUGUUCAGUGUUUCUCCUACACCAGCUCACGGCCUUCCCCUUCGCCUCCAUCCUCAUAAAAAAUAG